Spodoptera frugiperda (fall armyworm) is the source of this 3910-nucleotide messenger RNA. RefSeq lists its product as uncharacterized. The coding region runs from base 133 to 3093 and encodes 986 amino acids. The record is from RefSeq and is a predicted model, not a curated record. Lineage: Eukaryota; Metazoa; Arthropoda; Insecta; Lepidoptera; Noctuidae. The transcript is spliced from 11 exons.
AACGUUGCAGUUAUUUAGUGUUGUAACGCGGAGUUGACGUCACGCCGCUCCGGGAACAGUUUUUCCUGAUUAUUGAUUGUGUUUUGCAUUGCUAAUUCGUUAAUUAGUGCCCACUUUACAUCUUAGCUCAAGAUGCGAAGUAAGAACAAAUACCCGAUGCGUCUCGGGGAGGCUGUGAACUCCAUGCAGGUGGAAGUUAUUGGCAUGAAGAAGAGACCAAUCGCCAAAUCCAAGAAACGCAAGGGUAGGAAGAGAGCUAAGAAGACCACGACGAAGCCGGCUGCCAAGAAGAAAGACUCACCAUCACCAUCACCACCACCUCAAGUACCACAGGAGCGUGUAAGUAAGCCGCCACCGUUACCGUCGCCUGUAUCUCCAAUGAGAUUGAGAAGCGGGCUAGUCGGUAUGAGAAAUGGGAUUGAACGUCCGGACACUCCAUUCCCUCUCCCGAGCUAUUCAGGCGCACCGCUGGACUUGCGACAGGAACCAUCCUGGGAAUCUUCGUACAACAUGCCCAGCACGUCUUAUAGAGAACAGCGGUCGCCAUUCCUCAAGCCGCCAGAAGUCCCGCCAGUGCGGCGGUCGGGAGUCCGCAUGCGUAUCGACGGAGUGGUGGUGGUGAACCCACCGUCUUCGACAAUAACUUACAUGCAGCAACAACAGCAGUACAGCGCCAGGACCCUGUAUCCCGUCAGAGAAGUACCAAGCGUCUCCCGUGCUAUGGAUGGAUACUACAGCCCACAUGUGAGGGAAUUUGGCAUACCGGAGUCGUCCUACCGUCCGAUGCCAAUAAGGCCACAUAUAAGCCCACCGGUCUACUCGGAUCCAUACUCUGCUCGUCCCUACUACGAGCCUCCGCCUCCGCCUCCGCCGUAUUUCCAACCAAUCAAGUCCGAGGCAGUUUCAUCUAUUUCCAAUUAUGAAAUGCGUACGGCGACGCGUACUCGGUAUCUUCGUGAGAGGACUGAAGUUGGGAGGCCGGCAGAAGUGGAUUCACCUCCUCACAUCAUCAGCCACACGGCGCCUAUGAACAGCGUAUCUAUGGCCCCGCACACCAUUGUAAAGGAACCGAGUCCCGUAGACCCUGUGAUGGAGCCGCGGCAGUCACCUCCAGUAGAGCCAUACUUCAGAGUGCCACAAGUAUCCGCUCUCUCUGUCACUCAGCUGCCGGCGCCUUCCUUCACGCAAAUCAAGCCUUCAACGGUCGCAUUCCUGGAUAUAAACAGCAACGGCACCGCUAGCAACUGCGCCAGUACAUCUACCUGCAGACCUUCAGACCAUCAGCUCAAAGACGAGAGACCUGGCGUACAAAACUACGGUAGUGAAGAAGAAUCAGACGAGCUUGACGUGGAUGGGCCACCUGCCUCAGGCAAAACACCAAAAUAUUUGUAUGGCAUCACUGAAGAUUCACCAACUAUGGACGAAUUUUCUGUGGUCUACGACUGGGUACCACCAAGUCCAAUAACCCAACAACCAACUCCAGAACCAGCACCACGCCCAACUCCCAGGGGAUCAGCAAAAAGAAGAAGGGAGACCGCGAGACGCGUAAAACAAUUUCUGCCAAACGACCUGUUCCAUUUUAUUUGGAAGCCAUUACCACAGUCUUCAUCUUUUAAUGUACGAAGAGAAGUGUUCACCCAGAUCAAUACCGGCCCCACAACCACGUACGACAGCACAUACGACUCGUUUGUAGCCAUCUGGGACAGAGAAUUUAUGGAAAGUAUUGCAGCGGAAACCAACAGAUAUGCUGAGCAGAUGAUGCGCAGGAUGGCUGAUGAAGGUUCCCUUAGCUUGCGAAGCCGAAUUCUGUUUUGGAAAGAAACCAAUGCUGAUGAGCUGUACGUGUUCUUCGCAAUAAUACUGGCCAUGGGUAUCGUAGUAAAAGGGCACAUAGAAGAAUACUGGAGUACUGCCAAGGAUAUAUUUUCAACUCCCUCGUUUUCUACAACGAUGGCUUACAGCCGGUUUCUCCUACUCAAUCGCUGUCUCCAUUUCAUGGACAAUGAAACUUGCGAUCCGAUCAACAUGACCCCCCCUCAAGCCAAACUACUUAAAGUACAACUUCUUGUUGAUCACCUGAACAAGCGAUUCUCAGAACUGUACACACUCGAACAAAACAUUGUUGUAGACAACUUGAUGUCUCAGACUAAACGUCAAUCUUACGUGAAGGAAAAAGAUCACGUAGUAAGUGCCGAAGCUUAUGAGGUGUGUGAGUGUCAGACAGGAUACUUGUGGAGAUUUGACGUCCGCACAGAAUACGACACGUCCCCUGAUGCACAGCAAGCGGGCGACGGGCUGGUACCGAAUACUUUGUCAAAGUUGCUUGAAGGUCUUGAAUACAAGGGCUACACAGUAUGGAUGGAUAAAAACUCUCCGUCUCUUGCUAGAAUACUGAAAUCUAAAGGGUUUGACUGCGUAGGAAAGUUGAAAAUAGGUGAUAAACAUGUACCCAGUGAAAUAACAGCAAUGCAAAGGAGUGGUGUAGCUUUUGGCCAGAUAUCUGGUUAUACAUCUGGAGACGUGGAUCUCAUUGUAAUAGGAGAUCAGAAACGAGUAGCGAUGGUAUCAACAUACCAUGGAACUGGCACGGUGAUCGACAGGAAGAACGAUAAAGUGAAAUCAUCCAUUCUUUAUGAUUACAACAUCAAUAUGGGUGGCAUUGAUAAGAAGGAUCAUGUCGACGCCUCGUGCCCUGAUGAAAAGCGAUCCCAAAUAUGGUAUAAAAAGAUUUUCAAAAGGUUGCUCAACCUUAGUGUGCUGAAUGCCUUUAUAAUGUACAAGUAUACUCAUGAAAAGGAGACUCAGAGGGGAUUCCGUAUGAACCUGAUAAAUUCGCUGUUGAAGCAGCAUCAGCAGUGGAAUGCAGUGCCAACACCGGUAGUGUUCUCCUCUGAAGAAUUUGUUCAUUACGCAGUGGAGAAUAGGUUCCUGCCGAGUGCUAAGCAACGCAUGCGUCGUCACUGCGCGCACUGCUCCAAGCGCUGCACAUCAUCCUGCUUCGGAUGUAAGGUUCCACUGUGCGUGUUUACUUGCUUCCAUCCGUUCCACACGCGCGAUCCCAACGGAGCUGGAGAACCAGAUCCGGUACCAUAAAUAUUAUCACAGGCAUAGGCGUAGCCAGGUUUGGGGGUUCAAGCCCCCCCCGAAAAAUUACCUAGACAUUACAGAGCGUUAUUUUUCUAGUUAGCAUAGUACAUCCCCUGUUUGGCAAAGGUCUCUAUGAUUACCUAUACCUAUACAUUACUUUCUUGAACCCCUCCCGAUACUAAAACCUGGAUACGUCUAUGAUCACAGGUGUUCUCAUCUAGUCAACUAUUAUCCCAUCUAGUCAAAAAUUUAUAUUUUGUGUCAAAAAGUAUUUGGUAAGCUAUGCAUAUCUAUUAUAAUCUAUACUCCCUUCUUGAUACCAAUUUGUAUACGUUUUACGAAUCGAAUUCAGGUCGUGUUCAACAGUUUUUGAUAAUAAUCACUGGAUCGAUCAGAUCUCAGACUCAGUGUUCAUUAUAAUACCUAUUUAUAAAUAUUUAUUUUGGAUAAAUUUAUACACGAAGACUUGGUCUGACUGACUAAUGGAUUGAAGUGUAGUUUAAGAGAUGGAUGAAGUAAUGAGACUGCAAUCUUGAUAAGAUGUAGAUAGGAGCACUGUAGAGGAGAGUGACUGCCUCGUUGGCCGAGUGGUUGCAAGUGCGACUGCCGGGCCAGGGGUCUCGGGUUCGAUUCCCGGGUCGGGCGAAGUAUUGCUGGGCUUUUUCGGUUUUUCGAAAAUUUCUCAGUAGUAGCACGGAGUCUGGAAAUGUGCCCGGUAUAUGGCAAUAGGCUCACCACCUAUUAGGCAGUUGUCCCACCGGCAACGAUGAACGAGUAACGAGUAGAGCUAGAACUAGAAACGAGUGAAAACAAAAACAAACAA